AUGGAUAUGAAAUCCAAGAUUAAAGAGCUGCUCCUUGUGACCCCUCAUACGCCCACUGUGACUCGCAAAAGAAAGGUCAUACCAUCGCCAGAGCGAUCAUCCCCUACCAAAAGCUGCAUUUUAUCGCCUGAUGCGGUGUUUACGGGAAAUAAAGUCCUCCGCUUGGGCGACAAGUGCAAAUCCAAAGUUGACGAUGCCUUCAAGUUGGUCUUCGAUUUCUUCAAUGAAAAUCAAAUCUCCAUUACGGACGUUCAGUACUGGGGCAAGUUCUUUGUCAUUGUCCUAGAGGACGAGGAAACAGAUCUUACUAAAGUCCCCUGUGAUGUCGGCUGCUGCAACUGUUUCUAUCUGUUUGAGAAUGAGGUAGGACGCCCACAAUAG
Molecule: messenger RNA, 381 nt
Organism: Penicillium concentricum
Lineage: Eukaryota; Fungi; Ascomycota; Eurotiomycetes; Eurotiales; Aspergillaceae
Exons: 2
Coding region: 1-381 (126 amino acids)
Source: RefSeq, a predicted model, not a curated record